AUGCCUUAUUUCUUUCAUCAACCUUUGUUUCUCUGCUUUUCUUCCCUGCUGGUCUCUGCAGCGUCCGCAGCCGUAGAGGUGUCCUUACCUCUCGCAGCACCGUCAAACGCUUCGACACUCUCUCCUAAUCUUCUGUCAUUUUCUAUCGAACAGGAUCGAUGGACGGACUGGUCUGGCACGACUUCAAGGAAUCAGUUUCUUUACAACGCCUUGGAUAAUCUGAAAACUCUUACUGGGGCACCACCUAACAUCCGAAUUGGAGCUGACAGCGAAGAUCAUACUAAUUUCAAUCCUAACGUUGAGUUUUCAGAAACGAUAUUUCCCGCCAUCUCUACGACAGUUCCUUAUCCUGAAGCCACAGAUAUCACCGUCGGUGAUGGUUUCUAUCAAGCCGCCAGCUUUCUUCCGUCUGGAACACAUGUAACGUGGGGUGUCAAUUUCGGACAGAAGAACCUUACUGCCGCAUUUCUCGAGGCCCAUUCCAUCGCGAAAGCGUUUUCGUCCUCCGCUAUGAAAGAUGCUGGAGUUACUCUUGACUUUGUGGAGAUUGGUAAUGAGGCCGACUUGUAUGUCAACAAUGGUGCACGUCCGUCUAACUGGACACCCGUUAAUUAUACGCAAGAGUGGAUUGUGUUCGCUAGUAAUGUUUCUAAGGCUGUAGGAAUUUCGUCGACAUCCCACACAAAAUUUCUCGUUGGUGGUUUUGCUGGUUCGUCUCACUCAACCACCGGCUUUUCACCCCAGGCUAUCUAUGCCGCUGGGAUACUCGACUCUGAACCGGGCGCCUUUAUUACGAGCUUUUCGGAGCAUCGAUAUUCAGGUUCCUUCUGCGAAGGUAGUGGCGGUCUUCUACAGGACCUGAUGACGAAGGCUACCAUCCGUGGCAAUCUUUCGAUCUUCACCCCAGACAUUGCAGCGACACACAACCAAGGCCUGGAUUAUGUUCUUGGGGAAACCAACAGCUAUUCUUGUCAUGGCGCACCGGGCGUUAGCAACACUGCUGGGGCUGCGCUAUGGACAUUGGAUUAUGCUUUAUAUGCGCCGCAGUUGGGAAUAUCCCAUGUCUUUUUCCAUGAAGGCGUAGGGUACAAAUACAACUUGAUUCAGCCUGCUGAAUUGACCAGAUCCAUCCUCAACGGAUCUGCGCUCGCAGAGCCUGCAGCUCCUCAUGUUCAGCCUCAGUAUUAUGCCGCAAUCAUAAUCGGAGAGGCCAUAGGUAACUCUGGCCAGACUCAGGCAGUGGAGUUGUCAAUAGACAAUUCUCGUAUCUCCGGUUAUGCUUUUUACGAAGACGGUAUUCUGGUUCGUGCCGUCCUCAUAAAUUCUCAAGCAUACCUGAAAGCGCAAACUACCCCUCGUUCGAGUAUUCAUCUCGACCUCGGUUUUUCGGGUAAUGGGCAGCUCCCGACGACUACACUGGUCAAGAGGCUAGCUAUUGGUUAUGCCGACGACGAUUCGGGGCUAACUUGGGGAGGUCAAACAUAUGAGACAAGCGAUGCACGAGUACAAGGGAAACUGGAGAUUGAAACCAUUGAGCUCGCAUCCGGAUUGGAUAUCGCUGAAACAGAAGUAGUCCUCCUUUCCUUCGAAUUUUAA
Messenger RNA from Guyanagaster necrorhizus, 1596 nucleotides. RefSeq names its product glycoside hydrolase family 79 protein. Bases 1 to 1596 code for a protein of 531 amino acids. NCBI's taxonomy places the organism in Eukaryota, Fungi, Basidiomycota, Agaricomycetes, Agaricales, Physalacriaceae. The transcript has 9 exons. The record is from RefSeq and is a predicted model, not a curated record.